CGGUUUAGAUGCUGAAACUGAAACAGAUCUACGGAUAUUAGGAUGCGAAUUAAUACAAACGGCCGGAAUUCUCUUGAAACUACCACAGUUAAGCACAGUACACACAAAAAAAAAAAUAAAAAUAAAAAUAAAAAAAAAUUGUAAGUAAAUUACUCUAUUAUGAAGUUGUGAACUGCGCGAGAAUUGUAUAUCUAAAUAAAAAUCUAACGUAUAUACAAAUUAAAGAAGAGGAAGGAACAUGAUAUACGUCACGUUUUCUUCACGUAUCUAUUCAUGAUCUCAGCAACACACGUUAUCAAUGCAUGGCAAUUAAAAAGGUUAAGUUUGGUACAACCCGUUAUAUAUGAAAGUUGCAAUGGCUACUGGACAGGUGAUAUUUCAACGCUUUUAUUAUAGUAAAUCGUUAGUGAGACAUAACAUGGAAACAACAGCAAUGGGUUGUAUCUGUUUAGCUUGUAAAAUAGAAGAAUCACCAAGGAGAAUUAGAGAUGUUAUUAAUGUCUUUAAUCACAUUAAACAAGUUACUUGUCAAAAACCAAUACAACCAGUGAUACUUGAUCAAAAUUAUGUAGCAUUAAAAAAUCAAGUUAUUAAAUCAGAAAGAAGAGUAUUAAAGGAAUUAGGUUUUUGUGUACACGUCAAACAUCCACACAAAAUAAUAGUUAUGUACUUGCAAGUAUUGGGUUAUGAAAAGAAUCGUGCUCUAAUGCAACAAUGUUGGAAUUACAUGAAUGACUCAUUACGAUCAGAUGUAUUUUUGAGACACCAACCAGAAACUGUGGCAUGUGCAUGUGUUUAUUUGGGUGCACGUCAGCUUCAACUUCCUUUGCCAACUUCACCAUCGUGGUUUUGUCUUUUCAAAGUUAGCGAGUCAGCAAUAAAAGACGUGUGUCGUCGUAUUUUAAAAUUAUACUCUAGGCCACGAGUAAAGCCAGAACAAUUGGAAAAGAAAGUAGAAGAGUUACGUCGUCAAUAUGAAGAAGCAAGAACUAAAGCACGUGGUGGUGAUGUUGACAGUCAUACACCAAGUCCACCAUUGCCAAAACAUCACAAUGCUUGGGGUGGUUUUAUUAGUCGCAGUGGUACACAUGCUGUACCUGAAAGAACUAAAUCACCUAGACGUUCUAAGUCAACCAGUACCUCUCCGUCCAAAGGAGAAGGAACAAAACAUAAUAAAAGAAAGAGACACGUUAGUAGAAGUAGAUCUCGCAGUUAUAGUCAUGGAAGAUCUCGUAAACCCAAAAAAGCACAACGAAGAAGAUCAGGUAGUCACAAAUCUUCACAUAGUCGUUAUAGGUCCCAUAGUCGUUCACGAGAAAGAGAUUCUGAAAAAUCAUGUAAGCAUCGUAGCAAACGCCGAAGACAUUAAAAUAUAAUAACAGACUUUAAUUAAUAAAUUUA
This is a messenger RNA of Polistes dominula (European paper wasp), 1401 nucleotides long. RefSeq names its product cyclin-L1. The record is from RefSeq and is a predicted model, not a curated record. NCBI's taxonomy places the organism in Eukaryota, Metazoa, Arthropoda, Insecta, Hymenoptera, Vespidae. Gene Ontology annotation, molecular function: cyclin-dependent protein serine/threonine kinase regulator activity. Gene Ontology annotation, biological process: regulation of transcription by RNA polymerase II.